Molecule: messenger RNA, 1067 nt
Organism: Fukomys damarensis (Damara mole-rat)
Lineage: Eukaryota; Metazoa; Chordata; Mammalia; Rodentia; Bathyergidae
Gene: Mrpl2
Product: mitochondrial ribosomal protein L2
Exons: 7
Coding region: 125-1045 (306 amino acids)
Biological process (GO): cytoplasmic translation
Cellular component (GO): ribosome
Molecular function (GO): structural constituent of ribosome; RNA binding
Source: RefSeq, a predicted model, not a curated record
UCCGGCUUCUUUUACGUCAUUAGAAAGAGACUGUGUCAGACCAGUGACGUUACAUAGGAGCGCCGGGCAGCCUGGCUCGCAUUGGGAGUAGCGAGCUGAGCUCUGAGGUUUCUAUCUACCCCCCAUGUCCCUGUGGUCUCUGACCCGCGCUUUGGGCUCUUUGAGCCUGGCGCCCCCGGCCUUUACUGCACCCGCCCCUCGUCUGCUCCCUGCCGCCCAGGUGAUGAGCAAUGCUCACCUCGAACUUCCCUCUACCUUAAUGUCGCUCCCUUGCCGCCCACUCCUUACUUCUGUGGCCCUUAAUGCCAAGUCUGUGUCCUGGAAGAGUCAUACCAAGUACACGAUUACACCAGUGAAGAUGAAGAAGUCUGGGGGUCGUGACCACACAGGCCGCAUCACAGUCCAUGGUAUUGGUGGGGGCCAUAAGCACAAUUACCACAUGAUUGACUUUCUGCGCUUCCGGCCAGAGGAGGAGGCCAAGCCAGGACCCUUUGAAGAGAAGGUUAUCAAAGUCCGCUACGAUCCCUGUAGGUCAGCUGACAUAGCUCUGGUUGCUGGUGGCAGCCGGAAACGUUGGAUCAUUGCCACAGAGAACAUGAAGGCAGGAGAUAUGAUCCUGAACUCUAACCAGAUAGGGCGAAUGGCAGUUGCUGCUCGGGAAGGGGAUGCACAUCCUCUUGGGGCUCUGCCUGUGGGGACCCUCAUCAACAAUGUGGAAAGUGAACCGGGCCGAGGAGCCCAGUAUAUCCGAGCCGCAGGGACGUGUGGUGUGCUGCUGAGGAAGGUGAAUGGGACAGUCAUUAUCCAACUGCCCUCGAAGAGGCAGAUGCAGGUGCUGGAGACGUGCGUGGCUACAGUGGGCCGAGUAUCCAACGUCGAUCAUGACCAGCGGGUCAUUGGCAAAGCGGGUCGGAACCGCUGGCUGGGCAAGAGGCCUAACAGCGGGCUGUGGCACCGCAAGGGGGGCUGGGCUGGUCGCAAGAUUCGGCCACUGCCCCCUAUGAAGAGUUAUGUGAAGUUGCCCACCGCUGCCGCCCAAAGGUGAUACCCCUGAACUAUAAUAAAAG